AUGACGAGGAUCGAUGAUGAACGAGAAGUGAUGCCACCGAGAGUUUUUCUGAUGCCACCACCCAUGGUUAUUGGUUUUCCACCAUUUUAUCACGCUGCUCAGCCAAGGUUUGUGGAACGGCUGCCCCUUCUAGAACCUAGUCCCAACAGUUCGGUUGUGAUCAGGCAAGUGUGGGCUGCCAACGCUGAUUCUGAGUUCCAAAUCAUAAGCAGCCUGAUUGACAAAUAUCGAUUUGUCUCCAUUGACACUGAAUUCCCCGGUGUAGUCAUCCUGCCCCGCAACAAGAAUUACCGGAAUCUUGUCCCAGAAGAAACUUACCAAGUCAUGAAGGCCAAUGUGGACGCACUCAAAAUCAUUCAGCUUGGACUCACUCUGUCAGACGAGCACGGCAACCUCCCUGACCUAGAAACCAACAACAUAACUCACUACAUCUUGGCUGGAGUUUCUUCGGUGCAUUUUGCAAAGUUGGCAGCAGCAUCCGGGCUGCUGUUCAACAAAGCACUGACAUGGGUCACAUUCCAUGGUGCUUAUGAUAUCGGAUAUUUGGUGAAAAUUCUGACGUGGGGUGUUCUUCCAACAAGCUUGGAGGAGUUCUUGGUGCUUGUAAAAGAGCUGUUUGGGGGAAAUGCUUAUGAUGUGAAGCAUGUGAUGAGGUACUGCAAUGGCCUCUAUGGCGGUUUGGAGAAGGUGGCUGACACACUUCAAGUGGACCGAGUUGUUGGGAAGUGCCAUCAGGUUGGAUCGGACAGCUUGCUCACCUGCCACACCUUUCACAAGAUUAGAGGAACUUAUUUUUUAACUAAUGAUAAUGGGUUUAGGAAAUAUGUUAAUGUAUUUUUUGGGUUGGAAAUUGCUAAAGCUUAA
Molecule: messenger RNA, 864 nt
Organism: Arachis ipaensis
Lineage: Eukaryota; Viridiplantae; Streptophyta; Magnoliopsida; Fabales; Fabaceae
Source: RefSeq, a predicted model, not a curated record